GUUGACCUUUCACCUCUGUGGAACCGGCGGUCCGCCAUCUUUGCUGGCUCAGACAGAGAAGAUCGAGUAGAGGAGGGGUUUUCUGCAGACGUCUCGGGCUCCUUAAGAAACACGACUGCAGUACAGGGAAGACCAGUGAUGGCUUCAGCAAGUUGUGGGUCUCCGACCGAGGUUUCAGCAAGUUGUGGGUCUCCGACCGAGGUUUCAGCAACUUGUUGGUCUUUGACCAAGGUUUCAGCGAGUUCUGGGUCUCCAACCGAGGCUACAGCGAGCUGUGGGUCUCCAACCAAGGUUUCCCAUGAAAGCAAUGCAUUGUUGGUAAAGGAGAUCAAAACAGAGCUAAGAGAUGACUUUGGGAGCUGCCAGGAUGAGUCCAGCAUGGAGGACGUGACUGGCCACACAGGAGAGCAACCCUGGAUAGGCUGGAUGCCCGACUGUGGGGAGGAGGGACACACGACUGAGAAACUUCAGGCAGGAGAAAUAUCCCAGGACUGUGGGGGUAUGACAUCUCAGCAGGCAGACUGGGGGACUCACAGAGCGAACCACACCGGUGAGAAACCCUACAGGUGCGGCCAGUGUGAGUACAGCACCGCGAACAGGUCCUACCUCUCCCUUCACAAGAAAGUCCACAAGGGGGAGAAGGUGUACAGCUGUGACCUGUGUGACGUCUGCACGGCUAAGAAAGCCGACAUGGACAAACACAAGGCCACGCACCGUGGGGAGAAACCCUACACCUGCGAGGUGUGCGGGGUCAGAAUGGGCUCCAAGUCCAACCUAUGGAUCCACAUGAAGACCCACACAGGGGUGACACCCUAUGGCUGCGGGGAGUGCGAGUACACGACGUUUGUAAAGUCCAACAUGAUGGUGCACAUGGACGUGCAUGCGGGGUUCAAACCCUACAAGUGUGACCAGUGCGACUUCAGCACCGCGUGGAAAGGAAGCUUGGAUACACACAAGAAGCGACACACCGGCGAUAAACCCUUCAUGUGUGGGGUGUGCGGCCACAGGGCGGCUCAGAAGGCCGCCAUCUCCCAGCACAUGAAAACCCACGGGGCAGAGAAGUCUUACAAGUGCGACCAGUGCGACUUCUGCACCGCCUGGAAAACCAGCCUGGAUAUCCACCUGGCUAAGCACACUGAUGAGAAGCCCUACAUGUGUGGGGAGUGUGGAUUCAGAACGGUUUAUAAACACAGCCUAGCAGAACACAUGACCACCCACACGGGGGCCUGGCAGCCGCGCAAGUACCGCUGCCCGCUGUGCGACUACUCUGCGGUCCAGAGAAAGGUCCUGGAGGCGCACGUCAUGUCGAAACACACCCGGGAAGAAACCGUACGCGUGCACGGAGUGCGGUUUCCGGACAGCGCACCAGUCCGGGCUGUCCAGGCACAUGGACACGCACACCGGGAACCGGCCCUACAAGUGUGACCAGUGCGACUUCUGUGCGGUUCGGAAGGACAGGCUGGACAGGCACAGGGCCACCCACAAGGGGAAGCAGCCGUUCGUGUGUAACAAGUGCGGCUACAGAACAACCAGCCGGUCACACCUGUCCAAACAUUUCACGACUCACGCAGGUGAAGUGGUGAUGUAGAGCAGGCUUCACCUGUCUAAACAUUUCAUGACUCACGCAGGUGAGGUGAUGAUGUAGACGUAUAGUGUAGUCUUCACCAGUCCAAACAUUAGACAACACCCGCAGCAGAGAAGCCGCUGUGAGUGGUGCAGGCUUCCUAAUGUACAGUCAUGAACACAAACCAGGACAGCCACAGGUCGCAGGACAGCCACAGGUCGCAGGACAGCCACAGGUCGCAGGACAGCCAAGGUCGCAGGACAGCUUCAGGUCGCAGGACAGCCACAGUUCGCAG
Branchiostoma floridae (Florida lancelet) is the source of this 1859-nucleotide messenger RNA. Its product is annotated as zinc finger protein OZF-like. The transcript is spliced from 2 exons. Gene Ontology annotation, molecular function: DNA-binding transcription factor activity, RNA polymerase II-specific; RNA polymerase II transcription regulatory region sequence-specific DNA binding. The record is from RefSeq and is a predicted model, not a curated record. Gene Ontology annotation, biological process: regulation of transcription by RNA polymerase II. The coding region runs from base 139 to 1425 and encodes 428 amino acids. Gene Ontology annotation, cellular component: nucleus. NCBI's taxonomy places the organism in Eukaryota, Metazoa, Chordata, Leptocardii, Amphioxiformes, Branchiostomatidae.